AUGACCGAUUUAUCCGUUCAGCUCACUGCCCCUAACGGCCACACUUGGACCCAGCCCACCGGCUUGUUCAUCAAUAACCAAUGGGUCAAGUGUUCGACUGGCGAGAAGAUUGCUAGCAUCAACCCCACAACCGCAAAGGAAAUCACAUCAAUCCACGCAGCUUCCGCCGACGAUGUCGACAAGGCCGUCAAAGCAGCUCGAGCUGCUUUGAAUAAUCCAUGUUGGCGCGACCUGCCCGGCAUUGACCGCGGCAAGCUGAUGAACCGCCUGGCCCAGCUCAUCGAGGACAACCGCGCCACGCUCGCCACUAUUGAAACAAUCGACAACGGAAAGCCAUAUUCCGUUUCCUUCAAUGACGACCUCACCGAGACCGCUGAAACAAUCCGUUACUACGGUGGAUACGCCGAUAAGGUGUUUGGCCAGGUUAUUGAUACAACCCCGGAUAAAUUUGCCUACACUGUGCGGGAGCCCGUUGGUAUGGAACUUCCCCCUUGCUAUGGCCGCCUGGAAGCUCGGCCCAGCCCUCGCCUGCGGAAACACAGUCGUCCUCAAGCCAGCGGAGCAAACCCCUCUCUCAAUCCUCUUCCUUGCCAACCUGAUUGUGGAGGCAGGCUUCCCCCCGGCGUGGUUAAUAUUGUGAACGGACACGGUGCCAUCGCUGGAGCCGCACUUGCCUCACACAUGGACGUGGAUAAAAUCGCAUUCACAGGCAGCACCGCGACAGCCAAGCAGAUUAUGAAGAUGGCCAGCGUGAACUUGAAGAAUAUCACCCUAGAGACAGGUGGCAAGAGCCCGCUGAUUGUGUUCAACGAUGCGGAUCUCGAGCAGGCCGUUGAGUGGGCGCAUAUCGGUAUCAUGUACAACCAGGGCCAGAUCUGUACGGCCACAUCCCGAAUUCUGGUACAGGACGAGAUCUACGACCGUUUCUUGGAGGCAUUCAAAGCUCAGGUGAAGAAUGUCUCUAAGGUCGGUGAUCCGUUUGAGGAGUCGACCUUCCAGGGCCCGCAAGUGACGCAGGCUCAGUAUGACCGCAUCAUGUCUUAUAUUGACGUUGGUAAGUCUGAGAAGGCCACUCUGGUUGCUGGUGGCAAGCCUUUCACUGGCGUUGGUGAUGGCAAGGGUUUCUUCGUUGAACCUACUAUUUUCACUGAUGUUACGCCCAAGAUGCGUAUCUAUCAAGAGGAGGUCUUCGGUCCUUUCGUGGUGAUUGCCCGAUUUAGCGAGGAGAAGGAUGCUAUUGAGAUGGCCAAUGACUCCACUUAUGGCCUUGGAAGUGCUCUGUUCACGACAAAUUUGACUCGCGCGCAUCGCGUGGCUAAGAAGAUUGAGGCUGGUAUGGUCUGGAUCAACUCUAGUAAUGAUAGCGAUUGGCGCAUUCCAUUCGGUGGCGUGAAGCAAUCCGGUAUUGGUCGGGAACUUGGAGAGGCUGGCCUUGCUGCUUACUCAAAUAUUAAGGCUAUUCAUGUGAACAUGAAGUCUAAGCUUUGA
Molecule: messenger RNA, 1488 nt
Organism: Penicillium crustosum
Lineage: Eukaryota; Fungi; Ascomycota; Eurotiomycetes; Eurotiales; Aspergillaceae
Exons: 3
Coding region: 1-1488 (495 amino acids)
Molecular function (GO): oxidoreductase activity, acting on the aldehyde or oxo group of donors, NAD or NADP as acceptor
Source: RefSeq, a predicted model, not a curated record